This is a messenger RNA of Rotaria sp. Silwood2, 924 nucleotides long. NCBI's taxonomy places the organism in Eukaryota, Metazoa, Rotifera, Eurotatoria, Philodinida, Philodinidae. The record is from the annotation of a GenBank genome assembly.
AUGUCUUGUGGUCGUAAUCGUCGUCGACCAAAAGUCUUUUCAACAUUUAAUUCACGAUUGAAUAAUCAACAUGAAUCAUCAGUAGUCAAUAUGCAAUCAACAGAAAAACAUCAUAAAUUAUCUCACAGGAGAAAAAGUAAUCAUGUAGGAAAUUUGUCAAAACAAACUUCACGGGAAAAUACGAUUGAUUUUGAUCGAUUUCGAAUCUUAGAUGAUCAUGGUAAUGAUGUUACACCACGACUUAUUACUGAUUAUAUUCGAAUUAACAUAAAAAGUCGUCGUGAAGAUGAUAAGUCAACAACAGAAAUAGCAAAUAAACGAGUAAUGGAAAAUCAAGAAUCGUCUGUUUCUGAUAAAAGUAUUUUGGGUAUGACAAAUGUAACAACGUCGACUUCACGUAUGGUUCAUACUGGAACAUUAUUUUCUGCUGGAGACAAAACGACACUAGAUAUAGGUACAAGAAUUAUAUUAGAAAGUGAAUAUUUACUUAAUCAAACUCAAAAUGACCGAACAUCUCAUACUGAUAAUGAAAAUGAAGAAUAUCAAGCAAAGUUUUUACCUGGACUUGGUCUUCAAUGGGUGGAUUCAUUGAGAGAUAAUGUUUUAUUAAGUGAAACUGAAACUAUUUUUAUUUUGGAUUUGACUAGUCAUAUUGUCUGGCAAGAAGAUAGUGAUGGAUACAAUCAAAUAAACGAGAAAAAUAAGAUUUACAUGGAUUUAUGUAAAGAUCGACAAGGCAAUGAUUUGUACAUUGAACGUGGUAUGCAAACAUUUAAUGAUUUACCUAAACAUGAACAAAUUAUUACUGAUCCUGUAUUGACACGAUCGCAACAAUCAUGGUGUAAUACAUGGGAUCUACAUGAUUCCGCAAUCGAAGCUAAUCAAUAUGAAGGCAAAAGUAAUGUUUAUAAAAAUUUUAUGUAA